This is a messenger RNA of Linepithema humile (Argentine ant), 2261 nucleotides long. Its product is annotated as paired mesoderm homeobox protein 2. The record is from RefSeq and is a predicted model, not a curated record. NCBI's taxonomy places the organism in Eukaryota, Metazoa, Arthropoda, Insecta, Hymenoptera, Formicidae. Gene Ontology annotation, biological process: regulation of transcription by RNA polymerase II. Gene Ontology annotation, molecular function: DNA-binding transcription factor activity, RNA polymerase II-specific; RNA polymerase II transcription regulatory region sequence-specific DNA binding.
UAUUCGGAGGGCUGUAAACGACAGGCAAUUGUCCUAAAGUGUUAAUCAAUGCGAACGAUCGUAAGUGAGAGUGAUAUUUGCAAUCGAUGUGUAUUCAAUUCAGCGCGGCAUAUCAAGCAAUUUCAUUCGUCAAGGCACAUCGUUUCGCAAUGUAAAUUGAUAUUUAGACUUGCGAUUGAUACAUUGGCGAACGACGCAGCGCAUCGACAUGAAGUUGCCGCAAAUUGUUUUUUCUUAUAGUGUCUUCUAGAAGUGUGUCCAGUAAACACAAGCUAACAGUAACAUAACGUCAAUGUUAUAAUUUUCCACUCAACAAUGUAACUGUAAUACAACAUGCCUUGUACGUAACAGUUAUAUUGUUGAGUGGGAAAUAAUAACAUCAAUGUUACGUUACUGUUACUUUGUGUUUACUGGGUGCUUACAUACUUGGAGAAUGCCGUGUGAAGUCGCGAUGAACGAUUGUGUGUUCCGCAUAAUUUACAUCCGUCAAAAUAAAUAAAAACGUGUCGUGCGUGUGAUGAAUAUCGGGAGUGCCGUACAAAACGAGUGAUUGCCGAUUAUAAUUGGUCACGUUUCUCUGCGACCGGCUCAUAACUACGCGAGUGAGUGUUCAAAACAAUGGCCAGGAAUGAGAUGCAAAAGGUGAUGAAGAAUUACAGGAUCAGAAUUGAGCUGCAGAGAACAGCGGUACAGUUCAUCUACUUCGGUGCAUCGUUUGGUGAGAUUUUUAUCUCGUAAAAGGAUGCUCGCGUUGCGAAAACGGCUACGCUAAAUACGGAUGCGCGGCGAGGGAUGUUAAAAAAUUAAAGAUCCCACAAAAAGCGAAGAACUUGGCAAUGAAAUCGUAUUGAUUGUCAUGCUGACGUGAGGAAGAGUGCGCCAAGAGCGCGAAGAAAAAUGUUAGGCGCGACGGACGCGGAACAAGGUGCGAACAACGGCGUGAUAGUGUCGCAACUCGCGAAUUCGCACACGCCUCAGGACUUCACGGUCUCACGCCUGCUGUCCACGCCAACGCACUCCUUGGAUUGCAGCGAGACCUCUUCCACCGCUGGAAACAGAAGACCCAGGAGAAGCAGGACGACUUUUUCUGCGCAACAGUUGGCCGCGUUGGAGAGGGUGUUCGAGAAGACGCAUUAUCCGGACGCCUUCGUUCGCGAGGAACUGGCGACCAGAGUGUCUUUAUCAGAAGCCAGAGUGCAGGUGUGGUUCCAAAACAGGCGGGCGAAAUUUCGACGGAACGAGCGGAGUUCGGCGAUGAACCGCGGCGUUUCCACGAACAGAGAAAUGGAAACGGCGCUACCCCUGCGCCCUAUCAGGGUGCCGCAUCCUUCGCAGCAUGCGGAGAGCAACGCGGAAUCGGCGCAGAAUACACCUGCUACUCAGGUGACGGCCCAGUACUCUUACGGCGAUUACUGGAGAACGACGCCGCAGCAUUACGCGGCGGUGCAAACCGCCGCAACUGCCAGCUGUCACGGCUUCGCCGCGAACGGCGGCCUCGCUAAUGUCGGUCUAUCACCUUAUCACCAUCAUCAGACCGAUAUCCAUCACGGGCCCCUCGAUGGAACCACCAUGAACAGCCUGAACGCCCUGAGACUGCGAGCACAUCCCUACGGCUCGACGUACCCAGCGAUGCACGCGAGUAUGUGAUAUUAUUCCUGGAAAUCAGACUUUUGGAAUGAGAGUGAUGUGCCUCAAAAGCCCUAAUUCUUGAAAAAAGUCAAAAUUAAGCAUCCUGAUUGAAGUCGGAAGACAUACGGUAAAUAAGUCAUAACUCGAGACUCGUGUAAGUCUCGUGUUAUUUUUUAAGAAAAUAUUUACAAUUUUUUUAAAUUUACAUUUAUCAUUAUUUGGUGAAAGAUAUAAAAAAUCGCACCAAAGUUUUAAUCGAUACUGUUCUUAAUCUCUAUUUGCACAAUUGCAGUGUGAUGAACUUUUGAGAUCUCAAAACACUUUCAUCCAACUCUAAAAAAAAAUAGGUCUUCUCGAAUUAUGAUACAAAUAAUUUUCUUUUUUACGGAACAGCCUUAUUUAAAUUGUUUUAUUCUCGUUCUGAAAAUGCGAUAUGGGCAAAUCGUAUAUCAUGCAUUUCGUAAAAUCGAUUGCGCGCUUCGCUCAAGUCACUGAAACCAAAGAUAAGCUUGUAAAUUCAUGCGAAAGAUCGAAGACGAUCAUCUUCUACUGUGUUAACAAAAUUUCGGGAUAUAUGUGCAAAAUGAUAAUGAUAUCUGACAAAUCAUUACUGUUGACAUAUAAACGUAAAA